Messenger RNA from Naegleria lovaniensis, 333 nucleotides. RefSeq lists its product as uncharacterized. The transcript has a single exon. The record is from RefSeq and is a predicted model, not a curated record. Lineage: Eukaryota; Heterolobosea; Eutetramitea; Acrasida; Naegleriidae. The coding region runs from base 1 to 333 and encodes 110 amino acids.
AUGACAUCAUCAUCCUCGGAAAGUACCAAUCAACCAGUGACAGCCCUGACGUAUCGUGGAACUACUCUUGAAUAUGUGCAAGAUUGUUUCCGAUAUUACAAAACGUUGGCAGAACGAAAAUUCAACAAUACUAAACACUUUGUGGUUACCUAUCCGACCGUUUCCAUAUCAUUUUCAAUUCUCUUCCUAAGUCUGGGUUCUCUGUACUUCCGAACACAACGGCAGAUGAAAUUGGCUCAUAAAAAACUUGUGGAUAAUUUGGAGAAUGUAAAGAAACAACGUGUGUAUGAUUUGGUGAAGGAGGCUAAUGAAAUUAAACGAUUGGGAAAAUAA